AUGUGGACAACGGUGGUCACCGUCCUCUGCCUGGUAGCCUGUACUAGAAGCACCAAAGAUGCAUGUCCAGAAGUAAAAUAUGUGGCACUUGGAGAAACUAAAAACUUGACUAUCGUUCGAGGAUGCCCGGGUCUGCAUGGACCUCCUGGACAAAAAGGUGAAACUGGUCCAUCAGGAGAGAAAGGUGAAUCAGGAUCUAAAGGAGACCCCGGGAGUGCUGGACCUGAAGGCCACCAGGGACAAAAAGGAGAGAAGGGGGAACCUGGCAUCUCAAGCCAGAUCUACUCUCCUCGAAAUUGCAAAGAACUGCGGGACCAAGGGACUUUCCUCAGUGGGUGGCACAAAAUAUAUCCAGAUGGAGAGAAACCAUUUACAGUCUUGUGUGACAUGGAUACAGAUGGAGGAGGAUGGAUUGUUUUCCAGAGACGGUAUGAUGGCACUGUGAAUUUUUUCAGAGAGUGGAAAGACUACAAGCAAGGGUUUGGUAACCAACUAAGUGAAUUCUGGCUAGGAAAUGAUAAUAUUCACCGCCUUACGUCUACAGGAACUCAUCAGCUUCGAGUUGAUCUGACAGAUUUUGAAAAUGAUUCCACUUUCGGCACGUAUGCUUCGUUUGCCCUAUCAGGAGAAGAUGACAAUUAUAAUCUGAACAUUGGCGCUUUCACUGGAGGCAGUUCAGGUGACGCUCUCUCUCCUCACAACAAUCGUCCUUUCACAACCAAAGACAGAGACAAUGAUGAAGUUUCAGACAACUGUGCGGUAGUGUACAGGGAGUUGUAUAAAGGUGCUUGGUGGUACAGAAACUGCCAUAACUCCAAUCUGAACGGGCAGUAUCUGAGAGGAAAACACGCCAGCUUCGCGGACGGAGUUAAUUGGGCCAGUGGAGAAGAAGGCUAUUAUUAUUCCUAUAAAAUAACGGAAAUGAAGUUCAGACCAGUUUAA
Messenger RNA from Bufo bufo (common toad), 942 nucleotides. RefSeq names its product ficolin-2-like. Lineage: Eukaryota; Metazoa; Chordata; Amphibia; Anura; Bufonidae. The transcript is spliced from 11 exons. The record is from RefSeq and is a predicted model, not a curated record. Bases 1 to 942 code for a protein of 313 amino acids.